Molecule: messenger RNA, 6417 nt
Organism: Bicyclus anynana (squinting bush brown)
Lineage: Eukaryota; Metazoa; Arthropoda; Insecta; Lepidoptera; Nymphalidae
Product: E3 ubiquitin-protein ligase UHRF1
Exons: 16
Coding region: 177-2510 (777 amino acids)
Biological process (GO): negative regulation of gene expression via chromosomal CpG island methylation; protein ubiquitination
Molecular function (GO): protein binding; ubiquitin protein ligase activity
Source: RefSeq, a predicted model, not a curated record
UGUUUGACGGUGUGUAUAAAGAAGGUAUAAAGUAUUCAGAACUUCAAAUCUGAUUUCAGAAGUGGUUCAGAUCAGAACUCAAAGGUCAGAAUGCUCAAUGCGAAAUUCCUCGAAAAGAUUCGCUAAAAAAGUUUUUUAGAUUAUCUUUUAAUCUAGUUUUGUUUUAUUUAAAAAAAAUGUACGUCAAAGUUAGAUUUGUCGGUCAUCCCGACGUUGUUAUCCCAGUUGAUUCUAUGCUUACAAAGAUAGAGGAAUUUAGACUUAUAAUAUUGGACAAAUUUAAAGUGCAGCCUGAACGACAACACUUGAUUUAUUCUGGAAAGCUGCUGGAAGACGGGUAUACAUUCUACGACUACAAUAUUAGGCUCAACAAUGUUAUACAACUAAUAGAAAAAAGUCUACCAGGUGAAACAAAAAAUAGUCAAGCAACAACUAAAGAGGUGGAGAAAGAAGAACCUAAUGAAGAGAAAAUAGAAUAUGAAGAUGCCAUCAGUACAUUUUAUAAAGUGGGUGACUUGGUUGAUGCAAGAGAAAGUGAAGGCUAUUGGUCGGAGGGUAAAAUAACUAGAAUAGUAUCAGACCCCAAAGAACAGGACAAUGUGUCUUCAAAUAAUAGUGACGUGGAAGAUAUUUCCAAUGAAAACAUUUUAUAUCAAGUGACAUUUGAUAACAAUCCAGAUGACCCUGUAUUUUGCAAACCAUCAGACGUGAGGCCAAGAGCCCGUAAGGUUAUUAGUCCAGGUGACUUGAAAGCGGGCCAGACUGUUAUGAUUAACUUUAACCUGGACAAACCAGGGGAAGUAGGAUAUUGGUAUGACUUCAAAGUGGAACAGAUAUUGAAAAUGAAAAGAACAUACAACCUUAUUGGAACAUUGUACUUAGGACUAGAGUCUGUACCACAAAAUGAUACUAAAGUACAGGUCAAAGAUAAAAUAUUUGCUAUAGAGAAACCAAUACCUUUGGAGGAGAGAAGUCAGGAGUAUAUAAAAAAGACCUCAGUUGCACCACCAAAAAGAAGCAGCCCGUUCCUUUGUGACAAGUGUCGCGAUGAUCGCGACGUGGACUGUAAAUAUUGUGGAUGUUACACUUGCGCUGGGAAAGAAAGCCCUGACGAGAUUUUACUUUGCGACGAAUGUGAGCACGGCUUCCACAUGAAGUGCCUGGUGCCGCCUCUGACGGCGGUGCCGGACGACGACUGGUACUGCGCGGACUGCAAGCGCGACGUCAACGACGUGGUGGCGCCCGGCGCCGCGCAGCAGGCCAAGAAGGCCAGGGCGGGCCCUGGCCGCGACUGGGGCCGAGGGAUGGCCUGUGUGGGAAGAACAAAAGAUAGUGACAUGCCAGCUGAUCACUUUGGUCCUAUACCGGGUAUAGAAGUGGGCAUGUCCUGGCUAUAUCGCAUACAGGUCUCAGAAACUGGGCUUCAUAGACCGUCAGUAGCAGGCAUACAUGGUCGAGCCAAUGUAGGCGCUUUCAGCAUAGUGUUAUCAGGUGGUUACGAAGAUGACGUGGACAACGGCAACGAGUUCACGUAUACGGGCAGCGGCGGGCGCGACCUGAGCGGCAACAAGCGCACCGCGGGCCAGUCGUGCGACCAGGAGUUCUCGCGCUCCAACCAAGCUCUGGCUUGCAACUGCGCAGCGCCACUGAACCCCAAGGGCGCAGACGCGGGCGCGAAGUGGCGCGACGGGAAGCCGGUUCGAGUCCUGCGCUCGGUCAAAAUGAUGAAGGUGUCUAAAUACGCGCCCAAAGAAGGUAUACGGUAUGAUGGAAUUUAUAAAGUAGUGAAGUACUAUGCGGAGAAGGGUCUAGCUGGAUUCCAAGUGUACAAAUACCAUCUACGCAGAGAUGACCCGAACCCGGCACCAUGGGAGAAGAAAGCGAAAAAGUACCCUAUUGAGUACCCAGACGGAUAUUUGGAAGCCAAAAUGAAGAAAGACGCGGGCAAACAGACUCUCAAAACACUUCUGACAUCAAAUGACGAUGCUGACGUCAGCAAGUCAUCGGAUAGCCUCGACAACACUAUAUCUGAUAUAACUAACACUGAUAGCAAUAGAACUAGAAAACGGAAACGUUCCAUGGACGACGAGACCAAAGAAAACGAUGAAAGCGAGCCUAUUGCUAAAAAAGCUUCAGUUUUGACAUCAAACUCUUCCCAAGAGACAUUGUCUCUCACCGAGGACGAACAGAACGCAAUCAAUACGGACCAAAAGAAUGCUAAACUGUGGCAAGAAUGCCUUAAAAUCAAUGAAUCGAGAACGAAAUUCAUAGACCAAGUGCAGCAAGUGUUCCGCUGCAUCAUAUGCCAGGGGCUGGCUAUAUCCCCUGUCACAACGCCUUGCCUGCACAACUUCUGUCUGAAUUGUAUAAAGCGUGCCUUCAAAGUGACAGAUUCGAAGUCGUGUCCAUGCUGUCGACAGUCAUUGGCGGACUUCGAAAUCACAAAGAACACGCACCUCAUGGGUGCACUACGAAUUUUCCUUCCCGGAUACGACGCUGCACAGAAGUAGUGCAUACCAACAUGUAGCACAUAAGUACAAAAUAGAUAGGUAUUUCAGUUCCAAUAUAAUAUAAGUAGAUAUAAUUUUAGAAUAAUUAUAAGGUAUUUUAGAAUUUAAACUAUCGUGAGUGUUAUUCAUAUUAAAUGAUUAUGAAACACGGCUAAAACUCACGUGAUAUUAGGUCGGAGUAUGCCCGACUAGUUUCGAACCCAUACGGGGCCCUUAGUCAUGAGCUGGUUUUUGCAUCGCGGCACGAUCCGAACUUCGAUCGAGUUACUCGUCGACCUAAUAUCACUUGAGUUUUAGCCGUGUUUCAUAAUCAUUUAAUAAUUAUAAGGUAUAGUCGCAUGCAGUCUUUAUGACGCUUUUUUAUCCUUUACAAGCUAAGCCUUGACUACAAUCUCACCUGAUAGUAAGUGAUGAUGUAAUAUUACAUGGAAGCGGGCCACCUUUUUAAGAGUAGGAUGAAAUCCACACCCCUUUCGGUUUGUACACGAUAAAAAAACAAAAUUCAUUUAUUUCAAUUAGGCUUACUUCAUCAACCCAUAUUCAGCUCACUGCUGAGCCGAAUAUGGGUUGAUGACGACGAGGCUUACUUUGCAAGAACUUUUGAAAGGUCAGGAUUAUGUCAUAAUUUAUUUUAAUGUAAUGGUGGUAAUAAUAGUCGAAAACUUAAAAUUAAAGUUACGAGGGUUCCAAACGCGCCUUGGUCUGAUAUUGUACCGGAACGCUAAAUCUCUUGGCGGUACUUCUUUGUUGGGUGUAUAGCCACGGCCGAAGCCUCUUCCAGCCAAAACGCCUCGAAAUAUCGUGUGUUAAGCUGCUCAAUACAAAGUUUUAGAUAUCAACAGUAACGUAGGGGCGCGAUGCUUACUUUAUGAACGACUUGUGCUUAGCGACAGCUGCAGCCUAUUUCCGAGACGUCAUAAAAAAUGCAUCCGAUUAUAUCAUAACGCGACGUCGCGUGAUGUAGCAAUUAACGUGUUAAUAUCUAUAGUGCCUUUAAACAGGCAAUUAUUGUAUGUAUUUAAUAAUCUGAAUCUCGGAAACGGCUCCAACGAUUUUCAUGAAAUGUAGUAUGAAGUAGAAUUUUCUAAAAAUUAAACACAUUUAUCAAAAAUAACCACCCAACCGUAGCCCGACACGCGCAGUUUAGGGUUCCGUAGAUUAAGUUAGCACUUAAAUCCCUUAAACAAUGCACAAAAAUACCGAUAACAAUACCCCACCAUGGGAUAGGCAAUAAAAAAUGUAGGGAAAGAACCCCAAAUAUAUAUUUUUAAUUUUUUUCUUACUACUUUAUUGAACAAAAUAAAUAUUCAUACCCAAAUGAAAAUUCAGCUUACUAGUUUUAACAGACUGAGUUAACUUACUGACAACUUUAUCUUAUUACAACGGAAUUAAUAUACAAUUUUAAAUUUUACAAUUACGUUUUUUAAGUUGGUCGAUUAUUACUCUUUAAAUAGCAAUUGCUACUUAGCUGUUAUAGUUUUACGGUACCCCACACCAUAAAUAUAUUAUAUACCCACAUAUUAUACCCACUUUACAUGUAGGUAUAAAAACAAAAAAAUAUAUAUUUUUCAAGACUUUACUUUAUGACUUAGUUCACAUUUUUAAUGUACUCAUGAUAACUUACAGCUUUCUAGUAGUAAUAAUCUCUGCGCUAAACCGACAGACUGAUAUGUCGAAACUAUAAGGGUCCCUUGUAGACUACGGAGUCCUGAAAAUGGUCAUCCAUACUAUUUGAGAUAACUGAAAAAUUAUUCAUUGAAUUGUUUUGUGAUGUCAAAAUUGUACAAUUUUUAAAGUAGACACAAAUCAGUUGUCUAUUUACUUCCCAGUUUGUUGUCUAUGGAAUAGUCAUUAGUGUCAAUACAAUAUACCAAACCUCAACCAUGUAUUUUGUAGUGUAGUUUUUCUAUAGAUAUAAGCAUGUUGCUGAUAUACAAGUAUUACUAUAAAAUCUAGAAGUAACAUGAUCUGUGUUUUUUAUAAAUCAUGUUUUUUUAGUUAAAAGAACUUGUAACGCCAUCUCGUACAAUUUUAAAGUACUAACGCUCGUUGAAUACCUCAUACUUUUUUUCAAUUUACAAGAUGGCAUUUGUAUUGUGAUGUAUGUGUAUCUUUAACUAAUAGUAUAGAUAUUAAAUUAGUGCCUUUUUAGUAUGUCCUGAGAAAAUAUCCUGUUAUCUUAGACCAAUUAUUGUAUAGGACCUGCCUCGCUAGACUUUACUUUUCUGUCAAAGUAUAUGAUCAACGAUCUAAUGCGAUUAUAGAAUCUGUCUCUAUAGUAUCGAUGUUAAAUAGUUGUAAUCGUGUUCGUCGGUUAAAGAGCUCCGUAAAAAUACCUUUUUGUGUAGUUGAACUGUGUAAAAAACGGGCGAAAACUUCCAGUUUAGUAUAAAUUAUAAACCAAAUCUAAGCUUGUUUUCUUCAGAAAAUGACAGACAAUUUUGUUCGUGACUAUGAGUGCGAUACAGGUCCUUCUAUAAUUGGUCUGAGCCUGUAAUAGAUUAAAAUAGUUCCGGUGUUCAAUUAUUUUUUAUUUAAGUGCAUGAAUUUAUUGAUUUCAUUCUAGAAAAUAAAAUCAAAAUUUUGGAAUCACAGGAUUGAAACCAUUUUAAACCUGUAAUAAUAUAUGCAAUUAAACGUCAGUGAUUUUAUGACACCUACUUCUUACAUUCUAACUGUUUUUCUGUUAAGUUUCCUAUUUUUUAAUAUUUGAUUGUUAUGUGUAAUUAAUUUUUACAUAAUACUUAUUACUGUAAUUUUUUUUUCGUUUUAAAAGUAUGCCAAUAGUAGAGCAAUGGGCAUGUCCCAAUUUGUAUGGAGGGAGGCUUAUAACCCAAAUUAAAAAAAAAAUUUCAUCCUCAUUUUUUUAAAUUAAUUUAUUAAAAUGUAUUUUGUUCAUUAGCUGACAACAUUUCAGUGAUCUUCACGAAGAAGCGAUCGUUUAUGGAUUUUAAACCAAUUUAAGGAUUUUUUUUUGUUUAAUGUCUCUCUGUCUACGAUUUAAUGUUUCUUUUUAACUUGUGGCUUAUUGACAUUUGACAAUAUUACAUGACAUUGACAGAUUACACCGGAUAUUGAUUAAAUUUCUGAUGUUUAAUUUGUAGACAAGAGCGAAACAAAAAAAAAUAGUUUAUCUAAUUAAUGCGGGUUCUAAAAUUCUGAAAAGUAUUUUUUCAACAGCAAUUUGUAUCUUCUAUCCGUAAAAUAUACUAUCGACCUGCUAUAAAUAAAUUAUAAAUAAUAAAGGCCCAUUUUGGAACAUGUCCUUUGUAGAAGUAACAAUGAAGCUAUGAUUAUUACUUGCGGAAAUACAGGGAUGUCUUCGCGGCGCUGCAGUAGGUCGCUCAAAUGCGCCCCAUACUAAAUACUGUAAAGUAGGGUAGUUGACUCAUAUAAAAGUUAAUAUAAACAAUAUUAAUUUCGAAUAGUACAUAAAUAAUGUUCCGAAAUAUAUCAAUAUAAAUUAAUAAAAGUUAAAGGAUUUCAUAGAAAACUUAAUUUAAAAAUUAUGUAUUCAUUAAAUUGUUCCAAACUUCAAAAAACUAUGUCGUCCAUUUUGUGACGUCACGAUGUUAACUAGAUGAAUAAACGGGUAAAUAAUUAUUAUCUAAUAAUUUUGUCAAACAAUCCGAUUCGUUAGGGUUUAGUGUUUACGUGACGUCAUGAAACAGUUAAAAUAUAGGCCUUCAUGGCCGACAGUCCACUGACUGUCGAAUUUUUGAAUAUUUUUUCUCACAAAAACAUAUUUUAUUUCAAUUUAGUAGAACGCUAAAAAACAAUUUAAGACCCUUUAAAAAAGUAUCAACUAGCCCAUUAUGCCGUCACAAAGACGUAAAUUCAUUGGAUUUGUAUGGACGUUUAAAAAAAAACUACAAAUGUCUUUGCAUGCAUUUAUGUUUAUACUUCU